Messenger RNA from Carcharodon carcharias (great white shark), 4185 nucleotides. Its product is annotated as probable cation-transporting ATPase 13A3. The transcript has 33 exons. Gene Ontology annotation, biological process: polyamine transmembrane transport; intracellular calcium ion homeostasis. Gene Ontology annotation, molecular function: ATPase-coupled monoatomic cation transmembrane transporter activity; ATP hydrolysis activity; P-type ion transporter activity. The record is from RefSeq and is a predicted model, not a curated record. Gene Ontology annotation, cellular component: late endosome membrane. Lineage: Eukaryota; Metazoa; Chordata; Chondrichthyes; Lamniformes; Lamnidae. Bases 335 to 4156 code for a protein of 1273 amino acids.
UCCUUGAGGAAAUUCCAGUAACGGCCUGAGCCCGGGAAGGAGCCGCAGAGCUGACAGCGGGGAACCGGAGAGCCGAGGCCUGGGGCCCAGUGAGCGAGGGAGGGAGCGAGCGACAGGAGCCGGCGAGAGAGAGCGCGGGAGUGAGGGAAGCCGCCGUCGCCGUGUGUGGGGCCGCUCAAUGCCAUGUGAUGUGGAGCUUUAUCCGGGCAAUCCUCCGAUCGAGCCCUCAAGAAAGGGUCUGGGACGUGCAGUGGCAGCAUUUCAGCUGACAUAGAGACAGGAACCGAGGGGGGCUGCAGCGGUGGGGCCGUAGAUUGGUGCGCCACAGGGACAAAUGGAAAGAACAGAGAAGAAGUACCUCAACGCAGAGCUUGAGGAUGAGAUGGAAGUGGUGGGUUACCAGCCAUGCUGGUGGAAGCUGGGCCUGGUGGGCGCAGGGACCCUGUGCAGUGGUGGGCUGUUGCUCCUCUUUCUCUACUGGAUGCCAGAGUGGAGUGUCAAGUGUAUGUGCAAGGAGGUCUCGCUCAAAGAGGCUACAGUGCUGCUACUUUGGACCACGGAUGAGUUCCACACCUGCUUCAGGGUCAGGGUGCACUACAUGGAGGCUCCAGGGUUCGAGCCCCUGGGCGCGCUCUUCCCCAGCUAUGGCAAGAAGCCCACGUACAGUCCAACCACCCUCGUGAUCGAGCACCCGGAGUGCGAGAAGGAUCUGCCAUCCAAGACUCCAGACGUGGAAGGAGUUCAGGUUCGCUAUUUCAUCCACCAAAACACGAAGUACAUGUGGAGCCCACGUGGUCAGGCGUUCCAGAGACUGGUCGCGCUGGAGGAAGGGAUUCCGUGCUCUGCGCUCCACGCCUGUUACAGCACCGGGCUGCCUGCUAUCAGCAAGGACUAUCGGAAACUCUUUUACGGAGAGAAUCAAAUUGACGUGAAAGUGCCUUCAAUCCCUCGGCUCCUGGUGAAGGAGGUGCUGAAUCCAUUCUACAUUUUCCAAGUCUUCAGUGUGAUCCUCUGGUCCUUUGACGAUUAUUACCUGUACGCAUCUGCCAUUGUCUUCAUGUCUGUCCUUUCCAUCUGUACAUCACUGUACACUGUCAGAAAGCAAUACGUCCUGUUGCACGACAUGGUGGCUGCCCACAAUGUGGUCCGGGUGAAGGUUUACCGCAGCAACAAUGUGACCGAGGAAAUCUUCUCCACUGAUCUGGUACCCGGGGAUGUCAUCGUCAUCCCGACCAAUGGCAUGAUGAUGCCCUGCGACGCAGUGCUGAUCAGCGGAACGUGUGUCGUCAACGAGAGCUUGUUAACCGGGGAAAGCGUGCCCGUCCUAAAAACCAGCCUUCCGGUCCCCGCCCGCUGCGCCAACGGGACGGUGCAGGAGGAGGAGGAGAUGUACAGCCCGGAGAGCCACAAGCGGCACACCCUGUUUUGCGGCACGGCCGUCAUCCAGACGCGGUUUUACAGUGGCGAGCCGGUGAAAGCCGUGGUCGUCCGUACAGGCUUCUACACUUCGAAAGGGCAGCUGGUUUGCUCGAUCCUUUACCCGAAGCCCACCGACUUCAAGCUGUACCGCGACGCAUAUCGCUUCCUGCUCUGCCUGGUGUGUGUGGCUGGGAUCGGCAUGGUCUACAGCAUCAUCAGCAGCACCCUGAAGGGGGAAGAGGCUGAGCGCAUCAUCGUCGAGGCGCUGGACAUCAUUACGAUCACCGUGCCGCCCGCCCUCCCGGCAGCCAUGACAGCUGGCAUCGUCUACGCGCAGCACCGCCUCAAGCGGAAGGGCAUCUACUCCAUCAGCCCGCAGCGCAUCAACGUCUGCGGGCAGCUCAACUUGGUCUGCUUCGACAAGACGGGAACACUGACUGAGGAUGGUCUGGACAUGUGGGGCUUCCUCCGAGCACAGGACGGCAGGUUUCUCUCCCUGGAGCGUGAGGUCAGCAGCCAGACUCUUACACGGUCCUACUUCAUUGCUGCCAUGGCAACCUGCCACACUCUGACAAACAUCGAAGGGAAGAUUUCUGGAGACCCCCUGGACUAUAAGAUGUUUGAGGCGACUGGCUGGGUUCUGGAGGAGCCCACCGCUGAGGAGACAACCCUACAUGACCAGAUCAUGCCCACUGUCGUGCAUCCACCAUGUCAAACUACCUCUGCGACACCCAGCUGUGGGGAUGCUGACAUGGAGCUCCAGGAGCUGAUGAAUUCCUACGAGAUCGGCAUCAUCAGUCAGUUCCCCUUCUCCUCUGCCCUUCAACGCAUGAGUGUGGUAACCCGAACCCUCGGCGAGAGGCGGCUGACUGCCUACAUGAAGGGGGCACCCGAGACAGUGGCUAGCCUGUGUAAAAAGGAGACUGUUCCGGAGAAUUUCUCUGAGGUUUUAGAGAAGUACACGCAGCAGGGACUGAGGGUAAUCGCGCUGGCUCACCGCAAGCUGGAGGCAAAACUUACCUGGCACAAGGUGCAGAGUGUUAACAGGGCUGUGAUCGAGGGCAACAUGGAGUUCCUGGGACUGAUAAUGAUGCAGAACAAGCUUAAACCACGUUCUAUCCCCAUCCUCAGCGAGCUAAAGAGAGCGUGUAUCCGGACGGUGAUGGUGACAGGCGACAACAUGCUGACGGCGGUCUCCGUGGCUCGGGAAUGCGGCAUGAUUCCCCCGCACGGGAAGGUGAUCGUCACCGAGGCGUCGCCUCCGAAGGACGGUCAGGCUGCCACCAUCCACUGGCAGCACGCGGAGGACCCGAGCAGCUGGAGGAAGCAUGUGGGGACCGACACCAAGGAUGUCCGAAUAAACGUGGAGGAUGGCAGCCUGAAGGAGCGGCCCCAGUCACCUGAAAUCUCCUACCAUUUCGCCAUGAGUGGAAAAUCCUUCGCUGUGAUCACGGAACACUUCCCUGACUUGCUUCCCAAGCUGCUCCUGUGCGGGACGGUUUAUGCUCGCAUGGCUCCAGAUCAGAAAACUCAGCUGGUGGAGGCACUUCAGAAAGUGGACUAUUAUGUCGGAAUGUGUGGCGAUGGUGCUAAUGACUGCGGGGCGCUGAAGCGAGCUCACGCUGGAAUCUCCCUCUCUGAGCUCGAGGCUUCCGUGGCAUCGCCUUUCACCUCGAAGACCCCGGACAUUUCCUGUGUGCCGGAUCUCAUCAGAGAGGGUCGGACAGCCCUGGUCACCUCCUUCUGUGUUUUUAAAUUCAUGGCUCUGUACAGCAUCAUUCAGUACCUCUCCGUCUUGCUGCUUUAUUCGGUCCUGAGUAACCUGGGAGAUGUUCAGUAUCUGUUCAUCGACUUGGCCAUCAUCAUGUCCAUCGCAUUCACGAUGAGCUUGAAUUCAUCCUGGAGGGAGCUUGUCCCACGGAGACCACCGUCCAGCCUGAUCUCUGUGUCGAUGCUGCUGUCUGUGUCAAUGCAAAUCCUCCUCUCACUGGCCUUUCAGGUCACGGCCUUCCUGCUGGUUAAGGAACAGCCCUGGUACGAGACGUGGACCCCCUCCUCAAAUGUUUGUAACGGGAGCUGGGGUGAGGAGCUGACAAACACCAGCAUUUCAGUUCACAACGAGUCUGAAGUGGACGAGCACAAUAUCUCAAAUUAUGAAAAUACAACACUUUUUUUUGUCUCUUGUUGCCAGUAUCUGGCAGUUGCCUUUGUGUUCUCGAAGGGAAGGCCCUUCAGGGAGCCUGUCUACAGAAACUAUUUAUUUAUGGGUUGUAUUCUGGUCCUUUAUGGCUUCAUCAUUCUGAUUAUGAUGUACCCGAUCGAAAUUAUUGAUGACUUCUUUCAGCUGGUCUGUGUACCCCCGGAUUGGCGAAACAAGAUGCUGCUUUUAAUUCUAGCCAAUGUAACCCUUUGUGUUCUGGUGGAGAACCUCUUGUGUGACUCCAGCUUCUGGUGGCUAAGGAAUCUCUUCGCUGGAAGCUACAACGAGCACCCUGUCCCUGAUGUCUACCCACAGCUGGACUUGAGCCCUGCGACACUGACCUGUGGGAGGAGACUGUGGGAUCAAAGAGGCCGACCUCCCAAGGCCAAGUACAAGCGGCUGGCCCAGGAGCUGCUGGUGGAUCCAGACUGGCCGCCCAAACCCAAGACCAGCACCAAGGCCAAGGGCCUCUGCGGGGAGAGCGGUGGCCGGGAGGGGCAGGGCUGGAGCCCGGGUGACACCGCCACGCAGUUAUGACUAACCGCUCGGAAAUUUGGACUGGCCGA